CCGCUCCUCCCGCCGACCGUCUGCAGCUCGGGAAAGAUGGCGGCACUGAGGGCUCUGUGCGGCCUCCGCGGCCUCGGGGCCCAGGUGCUGCGGCCCGGCUCGGGGAUCCUCCUGCCGAGUCAGCCCAGCAGAGGUGCUCGGCAAUGGCAGCCAGAUGUGGAAUUUGCAGAGCAGUAUGCAGGACCUGUCAUGUACCCCUCCAAGGAAACAGCCCACUGGAAACCGCCUCCUUGGAAUGAUGUGGACAUUUUGAAGGAAAAGACGGUGACCAAUGUGACCCUGAACUUUGGGCCCCAGCACCCAGCGGCCCACGGAGUCCUGAGACUGGUGAUGGAGUUGAGUGGAGAGAUGGUGCGCAAGUGCGACCCUCACAUCGGUCUUCUGCACCGGGCCACCGAGAAGCUCAUUGAGUACAAGACCUAUCUGCAGGCCCUUCCAUACUUUGACCGGUUAGACUAUGUGUCCAUGAUGUGUAACGAACAGGCCUAUUCUCUGGCUGUGGAGAAAUUGCUGAACAUCCAGCCUCCUCCCCGGGCACAGUGGAUCCGAGUGCUGUUUGGAGAGAUCACACGGCUUUUGAACCAUAUCUUGGCUGUGACCACACAUGCCCUGGACAUUGGUGCCAUGACUCCUUUUUUCUGGAUGUUUGAGGAAAGAGAGAAGAUGUUUGAGUUUUAUGAGCGGGUGUCUGGAGCCCGAAUGCAUGCUGCUUACGUCCGGCCAGGAGGAGUGCACCAGGAUCUACCUCUCGGCCUCCUGGAUGACAUUUAUGAAUUUUCCAAGAACUUCUCAGCGCGGAUCGAUGAGGUGGAGGAGAUGCUGACCAACAAUAGGAUCUGGCGAAAUAGGACAAUCGACAUUGGGGUUGUGUCAGCAGAAGAUGCACUUAACUAUGGAUUCAGUGGCGUGAUGCUUCGGGGCUCGGGCAUCCAGUGGGACCUGCGGAAGACCCAGCCCUAUGACGUGUAUGACCAGGUGGAGUUUGAUGUUCCAAUUGGCUCUCGAGGGGACUGCUACGACAGGUACCUGUGUCGUGUGGAGGAGAUGCGCCAGUCCCUUCGAAUCAUCGAGCAGUGUCUGAACAAGAUGCCUCCGGGGGAGAUCAAGGUUGACGAUGCCAAAGUGUCUCCACCUAAACGCGCAGAGAUGAAGACUUCCAUGGAGUCACUAAUUCAUCACUUUAAGCUGUAUACUGAGGGCUACCAAGUUCCUCCAGGAGCCACGUAUACUGCCAUUGAAGCUCCUAAGGGAGAGUUUGGGGUGUACUUGGUGUCUGAUGGCAGCAGCCGCCCUUACCGGUGUAAGAUCAAGGCCCCCGGUUUUGCCCACCUGGCUGGUUUGGACAAGAUGUCUAAGGGACACAUGCUGGCAGAUGUCGUAGCCAUCAUAGGUACCCAGGAUAUUGUGUUUGGAGAAGUAGACAGAUGAACAGAGGCACAGCCUUUGUGAGCUCCCCUGCCUGUCAGCUUCCUCUUCAAGGACUGUCCCUUGUGGGAAAUGAGGUUAUGUGUCUUUGUGGUAUAGACAAACAUACUUGUACACGUUGACCUACCUGUACAGGUUUUCUGUGCAUGUACUAGAAAAGGAGAAAUUAUAUUAAAUUAGCCGCCUUCCGGCGCCUAUGCUCAA
Molecule: messenger RNA, 1629 nt
Organism: Psammomys obesus (fat sand rat)
Lineage: Eukaryota; Metazoa; Chordata; Mammalia; Rodentia; Muridae
Gene: Ndufs2
Product: NADH:ubiquinone oxidoreductase core subunit S2
Exons: 14
Coding region: 37-1428 (463 amino acids)
Biological process (GO): mitochondrial electron transport, NADH to ubiquinone
Molecular function (GO): NAD binding; quinone binding; NADH dehydrogenase (ubiquinone) activity
Source: RefSeq, a predicted model, not a curated record